Messenger RNA from Prorocentrum cordatum, 2034 nucleotides. Lineage: Eukaryota; Dinophyceae; Prorocentrales; Prorocentraceae. The record is from the annotation of a GenBank genome assembly.
AGGCUCGAGACGGACUGAGCUCGAUCGUCUACCCAGAUUUCAGGAACAAGUCUCCCUCGCCCUCGCGACCGUCGGCGAUACCCAUCCACGAUUGAUCUGCUCAGAUUCUGCCUUCUGUAGGUUCGAGGGUUGUGAGCUAUGGAGCCAGCUGCCGACAUGAUUCUCUCCCUCGUGAGCUCUUGUGUGUACUCGUUGAGGGUCGAACUCACCUUCGCCGCAGUGCUGGGGGCACUCUGGGCCGUCGGCCGCAAGACCGGGCUGGCGGGUGCCAAAACCCAGCUGGCCAGCACAAGGAAAAGGCCACCGUCGUCUGGAGCGCCCGCCGGACGGGCCAAGCCUGGAGAUCGCUCUGGGCGCGCCUCAGACGCAGCCGCCGCGACUCUGCCUGGCGGCGUCGGCGGUGUCGACCCGAAGCUGCUACGAGACCCUCGCUGGUUGGUGCCUCAGGUGACGCGGCUGUGCCGCGCUGAGGCGCGAACAGCGUUGGAGCUCUACCGCGCCGCCCACCGCGCUGGCGUCGACCUCGCUUCCGCAGAGCGCGACGAGUGCGAAUACAUGUUCCUGAGCAUGGUCACGGCCACCAUCCGAACCGGCCAGUUGGACGAGGCAAUGGUGUUGCUCCAGGAGCUACGCCGCCACGGCCCAGGCAUCUCCUCCGCGCUCCUCGGCUCCACCACCAAGCUGUGCACCUCCAAGCAGCUCUACGCCGAGUGCCUGGCCAUCUUCGACUUCGCCGCGGAGGACAAGGAGCUGAAGAUCGCCGACAGGAGCGUCUGGAGCUGCCUCCUUUUCUGCGCUAUAGAGACAAAGGAGCUCGAGCGCUGCAAGCUGUUCUGGCGCCGCCUCGAGUCGUGCGGGGCUCCCUCGUGCAAGGACUACGGCAACAUGAUCCGCUAUGCCUCGGCAGCCGGCGACUGGAAGCUCUCGCUGGAACUCGUGCAGCAGAUGCGCCAGAGCGACACCGAGAUCGACAGCGUGUCCUACAACACCUGUGUGGCCACCUGCGUGGCCGCAGACCGCGUGGACGAGGCGCGGACCCUGCUGGACGAGAUGGCGGAGUGUGGUGGUGUUUCCGACGCCAUCACCUACAACACGCUCUCCAAGGGCUACGCCAAGGCGGGCCGCCUCGAGCAGUGCUUUGAGCUCUUCGAGCUGAUGACGCAGCGCCGGGUGGAGCCCACGCAGGUGACCUACGGCAUCUUGCUCGACUGCUGCAUCAACGAGAACCAGGUCGCCAGGGCGGCGGAGGUCUUCGAGCAGAUGAAGGCCAACGGCUGUGUAAUGAACACGGUGCUCUACACCACUCUCAUCAAGGGCUUCGCUCGGGAUGGCCAUGUCGACAAGGCCAUGGAGGUCUACGAGCUCAUGCGCUCAGAGCGCACGAUCCCCCCGGACCUCAUCACGUUCUCGAUCCUGAUCAAAGCCAACUGCGACUCGGGGCGCUUGGGCGCUGCGCUGAGGCUCAAGGAGGCGAUGCUGGGGCUGGGCCUGAAGGCUGACGAGGUCAUUUUCAACAACAUCCUGGGCGGUUGCGCCAAGGAGGCGGACGCAUAUCUUGCCAAGUGCACGUACAAGGAGAUGGUUGACUCUGGCGUGCGGCCUUCCAACGCCACCUUCUCCAUCCUCAUCCGGCUGUACGCGCAGUGCAAACUGCUGGACGAGGCGGUGGACAUGCUCCGCACGGAGCCUGCCGCGCAGCGCGUGGCACCGGAGCCACGCUUGUACUCGCAGCUGGCGCACUGCUGUCUGCGCGAGAGGCGCGGCAAGCAGGCCACGGAGGUCUACUUGAUGAUGCUCGAGCACGGCCCCCUCACGGCCUCGGCCCACGGCGGCAUGCUCGGCAUGUGCGUGAAGCUCAACAUGCUGGACACGGCGGCGGAGAUCCUGUCCAUGGCCGCCGAGGCUGGCGGGCGGGUGGACCAGGCCGACGCCGACCAGGUCCUGAAGGCGGCCCGGAAGAAGCGUAAGGGCCAGUGCGAGGAGACCAUCGCCUCGGCCAUGCGGGCCCUGGGCCUGAGGCCGUCGCCCGCCUAG